UGAAACUCUUGGAAGAGAGCUAGCUAGCAAAGGUAGUUUUGAAACAGAUGUUGUUGAUGGCUAUUCUUGGUUGUCAACUUGACUACAUCUGGAGUUAGCUAAAACCCAAGGGGCUGGAUACACCUGUGAAGUGUUUUCUUAAUUAAAUCAUUUGAAGUGGGAAGACCUUAAAUCAGGGCCACACCUUCGUGUGGCAGCCCACAUGAAGGACACGGAGAAGGAAGCUUGUCCCUCGAUGGCCAGGUCAUUCCGUCACCGGCAUUAAAGUCUACUUCUUCAGGAUUCUGGGGCGGUGCAUGCAUGGGUGCUACUAUCCUACACCUUAACUACCUCUGACCAGGACUUUGGUGAUUUAGGGCUUAAUCAGAAAUUAAUCCAGGAUAAUCUCUGAAUCUUAGAAGCUAAUAGGCAAAUCCUUUACCCCACUUAAGAAAAUAUUGAUAGGUUCUUAAACAGAGCCCAACUACUGAUAUGUUUGAACUGUAUCUACACAAAAGACUGAAGUCUAACCCAUGGUGCUUUAGUAUUCUGCCUUAUUUGAAAGUUGUGAUAUUUUAUUUGUGCUUUACUAAAUAACGCUUGCCUGGAGAUCAGAGGAAAAACCAAGUCAUUGUAAGUAAACACAAAAGUCAUGCAAUGUUAGCACAUGCUUUUAAUUCUAUCACUUGACAGGCGGGGAUCUGUCUGAAUCUGUGAGUUCAAGGCCACACUGGAAACAGAGCCAGGUGUGGUGGCACAUGCCUUAAAUCCCAGCACUAGUUAACCAUGACAGAGCUGGGCAGGAAGAGGAAGUGAUGGAGCUGGACAGAGAGUAAAUCAGAUGGCAGAACAGCAAGGCAUAUAGGCAUGGGUAGACAGGAAGUCGCUCGCAUUUGGAAGCUGUGGAGUUGGUGAGGUGAGGUUAGCUUGUGGCUGUUCCUAUUCCUCUGAUCUCUCUCAGGCUUUAACCCCUUUAUCUGGCUCUGUGUAUUUUAUUUAAUAAGACCGUUUAGAAAUUUGUCUAUGGAAAGUGUUUGAGGCAGAUGUAAUCAAGUGUCACUAAUUACAGAAUUCCAUCCAGUGUAAUUACUAGCUUCCUAAGAAGACAGAAACAAGGAGUUAAAAGGGACAGUGGCUGGUGAGUAAGAUCCAAGUACAUUACAUGCCUGCAUGAAACCGUCAAAGAAUACAAUUUAAAGCUUGUCAGGGAGAACGCUGAGGCAGAUUGGCGCUAUGCUAUCACAAACCAAACCAUCCCGCUUCCAGAUGCAGAGAGGUAAGGAAGCAUCCUUAGAGAAGGGCACCCACUGUCCGGUCACACCUUCAUUUCAGACUCUAGCCUGUAUGACUAAGAGAGAACAAUGUGGUAGCUUACUAUGGCAGACUUGGACUAUAACUGCUAGAAAUUCUAAUUAUUGAAAUUUAUAAAUAAAAUUUUAGAUUAAAUAAAUUUCAAACUGCUGGGGUGGUGGCACACACAUUUAAUCCCAGCGCUUGGGAGGCAGUGCCAGGUGGAUCUCUGUGAGUUCAAGGCCAGCCUGGUCUACAGAGCUAGUUCCAGGACAGGCUCCAAAGCUACACAGAGAAACCCUGUCUCAAAAAAAAAACAACAAAAAAAAAGAAUUUCAAACUUUUCUACGGUGGUAAUAUUAAACUUUGGUCCUGAUCAAAUGCUGAGUUUUAACAUUUGCAGUUUUAACAUUUGUCCCAAAUGUGUAUUUGGAAGCCUCUAUUUUUCCUUAUCAACCUAUUUGACUUGAAUAACCACCAGUGAAUAUAAAGUUGAGGGCUGGCGAGUUGGCUCAUGGGGUUAACAGCACUUGCUGCUCUUGCAGGGAUCUGGGUCCUUCAGGCCCCAGUGCUGCACAGUGGCUGGAGACCAUCUGUCACUCCAGCCCCAGAGAUCCAAUGCACGCUUCUGGUCUCUGGAGGCACCAGGCAUGCAUGUGACGCACAUACAGUAAACACUCACACGUGUACAAAAUAAUAAAUACAAAGAUUCACACUUCUUUUAUUUCAGAAAAUUGUUAUUGACAUCUUCCAAGGUUCAAGCUAAGCAAGAAUAUGUCAGACAAGCUGGCUUAACUAUGAGUUUAAAGUUAACACAAGACCCCAAAGUUGGCUGUCCCUCACAACUGCCAACUUGAUGAGAUCUGGAACAAGCUGAGAGAUGAGCCUCUAGCCACGCACCUAGGGAAUGAUUUAGAUUUUGAUAACUGACCUACUGUGGAGAGCACCAUUCCCUAGGCAGGGGACCUUUGUACAAAACAGAAGAAAUCGAGCACUGGCAUGCAUGGAUCCACUGUUCUGCUCUUUACUGUGGGUGUCAUGUGACCAGGUCUCUAGGACCCUGCUGCUGUGACUUCCCUGCCCUGAUGGACUGUGAGCCAAAUAACUCGUUUCAUUCAUCAGAAUAUUCUAUCACAGCAACAAAAGAAACGGGCAACUCUCCUGCCUAUCAUCUUUUUUGACUUCACAAUUUCAUCUUAUCGAUAUCAAAAAAGCUUACCCCAAAGAACAUUCUACUCUGUCCCAUUUUGAAAUAGUAAGAUUGAUACAGAUGCCUGAAGGGAGCCAGGACAAUUUUUAAAACAAUCAGGUCAACGCUAAGGACUGUGUGUACAGUGUGUGCAUGGCUGGGGUGGUGGUGGGGUGGGGUUGGGUGGGAGGGGUAGGAGGGGGUUGUUUGCUUCCUGAGACAAGCAGAACUAAUACUGUGUUCAGUCAGUUCAUAAAUGCAGUGUUGUAUGGUCUUUACUGAACCCUAGAUUCAUCUCUCAAUUUCUCAAAUGUGACUUCCCAUAUCUACUUGAAUAUCAAUUUCUCAAACUUAAUGAGAAUGCUUGAUAGACAUUCAACUUCUCAGCUUACAAUGCUUCUCUGCAUUCCAUCCUAAUAACACUGUCUGCCCAGAUAGUUGUUCAAGUCAAAAACCUGGGGCCUCACUCCUGCCUUUCUCCACAAGACUUACAAUUCUACCUCCACCCCAGUAUUUCUAUGUUCCUAGGACUAUGCUCCAAUUUAACAUGUCUAAUCUGCCCGUGGUUCUCACUGCCACAGAACCCACAAAGCUUAUUAACACAAAUUACACAGAAUAGAAAAUGCUGGCUGUGACACCUCUCUAGGUAUUGCUGAUGCGAUGUUAAAAUAAUGGCAGGCCAGACAGAGAUGGCACGUCACCAGUCACUCUAGCCCUACACAGUGGAAGGCUCAUAAACGGCGCUUGAGCAGCCAUAGGGCAAAUGACUGACAAAAACACCAGCAUAAUCUUCAACAUUACUUCGAUUCAGUAAACGCACGCCAAACCCUAUACGGUCUUCCUUUCCAAGCACGCCCAAUUCUUUUCAAGCAUUUUGUUGCCAUUGUAUGGAGAUAAACCUUUAAUGUAAAAAAUCUAAAGGGAGGCUCCUAGCAGUGAAAGACUAAGCGUGUUAACAGGUAGGUUUUACAAUGUUUCAGGCAGAAGGAAAAGAGGAUGCCAGAAUUACAAGCUAAUUCAUAGGUAUCAGAAAUUAAGCUUCCAUCUUCCUCAAUGGAAAGUCUCCACAUAGAUCAGCAUGAGCUUGAGAAAGGGCAUCAAAAGAUUUGUAGAAACUCAAAUACAUCAACUUUCGAUUUUCUAAGUAAACACGAAUGCUACCAUCCAUUGUACUUAGAAAGUAAGUGGCUGACUUACAUCCACUUUCAUUACCUGUAUAUAAAAUAAUGAAAAUAGUUAACCAACUGCUUGGCUAAGCGAAUCAGAUGGGAUAAAAUGAAAGCUGAAGACAGCUAGAUAAGCAGACGCACUCUAAAGACACCCGUGGCUAUUCUGUAUCAGGAUCAUUCUCUGGACCUAGAGAGGGCUAAAGGCAGAGAAACACUGAUAAAGGGGAGGAGAAGAGAUGGACAAGCCUUGAUUCCGGAUUGAACCAGCAUCUUUCCGAGAGAAGGUGGGUGUCUCCGCAGAGAGCCUUCAGAGUUCAAGACGCGGGCUGGGCUGUACUUGGUGAGCCGGGCAGCUGCCCGGGUAGCAGAGCAGCAGGCGCAGGACCGCCUGGCCGGGGGCGCGCACACAGACGCCCGGCCUGGGACGGGACGCCCGCGCCGGGGCACACCCGCCUCACCCACACCCGGCACACCUCCCCGAGCCACCGCUGCGCCCGCGCUCGCCGCCGGCCCUGCUGGAGGCGGGGCGCACUCGGCUCCUUCCGCCCCGGCAGAGGCGGCAGGCCGGUGCGCCGCCGAGGCCCCGGGCCCUCCUUCCAACGGCCGCACGCAAAUGAGGGCUCCGGCCACGCGCGUCGUGAUUCGCGCGUUGGCGGCGGCGCUCGGGCGAGGGAGCCGGGCUUAUGUAAAUGAGCGGAUUGUGUGUGCACGCUCCUAUAGGCCGGGGUGUGAGGACGCGCGUGAGCCAAUGAGAGCGUCGGGCGGACAAGCGGGGCUCUGCCUAUAAAAGGGCGAGGCGGCGGCGCCGGCGUGCAGUUUCCUGUUUGUGAGAGUUUCUGUGUUUUCCAUCAUGUCUGGUCGCGGCAAGCAAGGCGGCAAGGCCCGCGCCAAGGCCAAGUCGCGGUCGUCCCGCGCCGGCCUGCAGUUCCCGGUGGGGCGCGUGCACCGGCUGCUGCGCAAGGGCAACUACGCGGAGCGCGUGGGCGCCGGCGCGCCCGUGUACAUGGCGGCCGUGCUGGAGUACCUGACGGCCGAGAUCCUGGAGCUGGCGGGCAACGCGGCCCGCGACAACAAGAAGACGCGCAUCAUCCCGCGCCACCUGCAGCUGGCCAUCCGCAACGACGAGGAGCUCAACAAGCUGCUGGGCAAAGUGACGAUCGCGCAGGGCGGCGUCCUGCCCAACAUCCAGGCCGUGCUGCUGCCCAAGAAGACCGAGAGCCACCAUAAGGCGAAGGGCAAGUGAGGCCGCUGCUGGCGCCGGCCCGCGUCUCGGGGAGACGCCCGCGAACUCAAAGGCUCUUUUCAGAGCCACCCACUGGUUCAGAUUAAAGAGUUGUGUCACUCA
Molecule: messenger RNA, 4972 nt
Organism: Peromyscus californicus insignis
Lineage: Eukaryota; Metazoa; Chordata; Mammalia; Rodentia; Cricetidae
Product: histone H2A type 2-A
Exons: 1
Coding region: 4478-4870 (130 amino acids)
Cellular component (GO): nucleosome
Molecular function (GO): structural constituent of chromatin; protein heterodimerization activity; DNA binding
Source: RefSeq, a predicted model, not a curated record